AUGGCACCACCUUCGCCGCGCCGGUCAUCGAGAGCCCGCGCCACCAAUUCUCAAUCCCAACAGUCGUCAGUAUCCUCGAACACUUCGGGCCGAGUCGAGCGGAACACAAGAUCUGUUGCCAAACCUUCUUCCAACAAGUCGACACCCAGCGGCUCAUUAUCCUCGGAGCCAUUUGAAGAUCUCGACGACACCCUUCUCGGCCGAAGGCGAAAGCGCAAUCAAGAAGACGAAAACGAUAAGAAUUCCAAGUCUGACAAUUUCGACAUGGCGAAUGGAAGCGACGAUCUUCAAGAAGAGGAGGAUGAGGCUGUCCGCUGUAUCUGUGAUGCUGAAGAAUACCCAGGUCGCCCGCCUGUCGAGGGUGCUGAUUUGGACUUUUUCAAUGCCAUUGAAUUUACCGAAGACGUUACCGGCUUCUUCGUUCAAUGCGACAUUUGUAAAGUCUGGCAGCAUGGCGCCUGUGUAGGCAUUUUCAGCGCCGAGAGCUCUCCUGAUGAAUAUUUUUGCGAGCAAUGUCGCAAAGAACUCCACAAGAUAUACACGGCAAGCAAUGGCCAAAAAUGGUCCAAAUAUGUUCCUCACAAUCGCCCUUCGCGCGCGACCUCCCGAGCCACUUCGAUUGCUAAGGAAGGCAACCGCUCGCCCAAGACUGGGACGAGCAGGAACUCGCGCCCUACCUCCGCCUCACAAAACUCCAAGCGUCGAUCCACCAUGAACAGCCGUGACCGGGCAUAUGAAGACGAGCAACUUUUGAGAGCGAUCGAAGCUAGUAAGGAGGAUGUGCCUCAAGAUGGGUCAGAAAUCUUGACCCGACGAGCGAAACGAGGACGUAGCGACAGUGAGGAGUCAGUAGCCGUCAAUUCUCGGCCACGAGACGAGAAGUUGGCGUCACUGAGAAACCCAGUCAGCGUCAAACGGCAAAGAACCAGCUCUAGGUCACCUUCACCUCCAAUUGAACCAGCCGAAGUACAAGCUCACAACGAGUCGGACGACGAGAUCAAUACUCGUAACGGAGUGAAGAAGGCUCGCAACAACAAAACUCAGCGAGCUAAAACCGAGAAGGAAGAUAAAGAGCGCCAGAGACAAGAGGCCGCGGAUAAACGCAAAGGCCGCGCAGAGAGGCGACGAGGAGAGGAUUCGGACCCCUCCGAGGAGACACCCCCCGCCGCUGCGAAACCCCCUGCUACGAAGAGCAUCGAGACGCCUGUCAUUAUGGAGACUCCGGCGCCAGUCCAGCCUGCCCCAGACACACCUCCUGCAAGUCAUCAGCCCAUUUCAAGUACGCAGAAGCGGGGCGGAAGAACUGCUCACAAGAAGGGCAAAGGGAGGAAUCAGUACACUAGAGACCGAGAUGGGGAAGGCGAGUCACCAGCGCGGUCGAUGUCGCGAGAUAUACAAAAGAAUGGCGACGAACCAACACCGACCCAUCCGAAACCAACGAGCGAACCGCGGCCUGGCAAGUCGAAGCCAGCUAUCCACCAUAAGCUAAAUAUGGUGGACAUGAAGCGACGUGUUGGUGCCAUCAUGGACUUCAUCUCAAGGACUCAAGUAGACCUUGCAGCUGAGACUUUCCCGGUGACAAACGGGAACACGAACAAUGAAAAGGCGUCACUUCAGAAGCCUCUGAAUCCUGAAACUGUUGGCGGCGAAGUUGCUCAGAAUUCUCCUGGGGGCAAAGAGUUCAAGGAUUUGAACUGCAUGGAAAUGAUGGAUGUUUUGACACGAGACAUGGUCAAAUGGCAGAAUCAGUACACCUGA
Molecule: messenger RNA, 1758 nt
Organism: Fusarium coffeatum
Lineage: Eukaryota; Fungi; Ascomycota; Sordariomycetes; Hypocreales; Nectriaceae
Exons: 3
Coding region: 1-1758 (585 amino acids)
Biological process (GO): negative regulation of silent mating-type cassette heterochromatin formation; negative regulation of rDNA heterochromatin formation
Cellular component (GO): Rpd3L complex; Rpd3L-Expanded complex
Source: RefSeq, a predicted model, not a curated record